Molecule: messenger RNA, 570 nt
Organism: Synchytrium microbalum
Lineage: Eukaryota; Fungi; Chytridiomycota; Chytridiomycetes; Synchytriales; Synchytriaceae
Exons: 6
Coding region: 1-570 (189 amino acids)
Biological process (GO): tRNA metabolic process
Cellular component (GO): cytoplasm
Molecular function (GO): D-tyrosyl-tRNA(Tyr) deacylase activity
Source: RefSeq, a predicted model, not a curated record
AUGAGGGCUGUAAUCCAACGCGUAACAGGCGCAUCUGUCACGGGCAAGUCUCGAAAUACUCACUUUGGGCCAGACCUUAUUUCUCAAAUCGGACGUGGAUUCUGUGUUCUCGUUGGCAUUACGACCGAUGACACGGAAGCUGAUAUGGACGCGUUAGCCAAGAAACUACUUUCGGUCAGACUGUUUCCUGAUCCAGAUGGGAACAAGCAAUGGGCAAAAUCUGUGACUGAUCUCCAGCUAGAGAUCCUCUGUGUGUCGCAGUUCACGCUGCUUACAAGGGCUCAAAACCUGACUUUCAUCAAGGCAAGUUUCAACCACGCUCGUUUACCAACAUCAAAAUGGAAGGCUCACGCAGUGUUCUUCUCAGCAAUGAAAUCAGAUACAUCCAAAGAAUUCUACGACAAGUUUCUGGCAAAGUUGCGAUCCAGUUAUCAGGAAGAUAAGAUAAAGGAUGGCGUAUUCGGAGCCAUGAUGUCUGUAGACAUCAAGAACGAUGGCCCCGUGACUCUACUCCUCGACAGCAAGGGUCAGAGAGCUGGCAAGGAGCCAUGGACGGAAGGCCUCAUAUGA